Molecule: messenger RNA, 1608 nt
Organism: Pisolithus orientalis
Lineage: Eukaryota; Fungi; Basidiomycota; Agaricomycetes; Boletales; Pisolithaceae
Exons: 14
Coding region: 1-1608 (535 amino acids)
Biological process (GO): chromatin remodeling
Molecular function (GO): histone methyltransferase activity; protein binding
Source: RefSeq, a predicted model, not a curated record
AUGUACUCCCCUGAUAGACAAGUCCUAUCAGAAACGUCCAUAUCCCUUGAAGUCAUCGAUAUGGUUCCACUUCUGGAUGCUCAUCCCCCAUACGAGUCUUGCUCUCCAUCACCGCGAAAUGUCUUCAAGGGAGACGAUGACGACAAGAUGGUGUUCAUCCCAUAUUCUGACGACCCCUCCUUUAACCAAGUCGAACAUUCAUCAUGGUAUGAGUCGUUCUCUUGGCAAGAGGACUUCGAUCCGGAUUUGCAAGCCAUCCUUUUGGAGGCCUCGUAUCGGUUACACACUCGACAUGCUUUGGAAUACAAGGAUAUCGAAAAAUGCGGUGUAUUGCCAUUAAAGCUAGCCUCGUGUCCAGGGAAACCCGGUUUGAUCGCCAUUAGCCGUAGGCGGCAAGUUCAUGACCCCCUUAUCUGGAGCGGAAACUCUAUUCCUGCGGGCUGUGUGUUCCCGUCAAUGAACCUACCGUCAAACCUUCGUCAGCGCCUGCAAUGUGUCAGUUCCCUCUUUUGUCCUAACCUCAAUUGCAUGGAACCCCUUUGUAGCGUGCAUGGUAAACUUUUUGCCUCCCCAUCGUGUCGCCGUUGCAGAGCUCAACUGUUAAUCAUAGUGGAAUCGAAUGCCAUGCCCCCUUGCAGCACAUCGUCUAAGCUGGCAACUCAAAAAUGCGAGGACGUACCUUGUUGGAGCAAUAAUGAAAUAGAGUCAUUUCAAGUUAUUUUCGAGAUAGCAUCAAGUCUAUCCCCCUGCAAUCUUUCAGUACUGUGCUUGAAACCUUGUAGCGAGGUGUAUUAUUAUAAGAACCUCCUAAAUCCUGGCGAUCCGGCUGGAACUCGUGUCAACGUCCGCAAUUCAAAGUGUAAGCAAAGUGCAAUUGAAUUUUGUGAUGAUGACUGCAACGAGUUCACUCCCAACGAACCUUGCCGCCAUAGUGGUCCUUGUGACGCAACCAGCAGUUGUCCGUGCUUUCAGAACGGGGCUCACUGCCAACGUAAUUGCCACUGCCCCUCAAAGUGCCUUCGUCGGUUACGGGGCUGUCGGUGCUCUAGAGCGAAAUCCAGUGUCAGCUGCGCGACUGCUAAGUGUCACUGUGUUGAAUCUCGUAGGGAAUGUGAUCCUGAACUCUGUUUGAGCUGUGGAUGCAAUUGUCCGAUGACUCUCGCUGUCCGUGGCGUAGACGAGAUCACGGCAUGUCACAAUUCUCAGAUACAGAAGGGCAUACACAAGGCGCUCGAGAUAAAGAGGAGUCGCUGGGGCCUCGGGGCGUUUCUAACGGAAUCAGUUAAAGGGGGUGACCUUAUCGCAGAGUACGUUGGUGAGCUCAUAUAUGAGCCGACUUUCGACAGUCGCGGCGAAGUUGCUACACACCGCGGCCGAAGCUACUCCUUCAAGCUCGACAGCACAUUCACCUUGGAUUCUUCCUACCUUGGUAACCCUUCGCGAUUCAUAGACCACUCUUCAAGUGCCGUGCAAACGAUGCCACCUAACUGUAGAGCAUAUGUACGUCUCGUGAACGGGGAACACCGAAUAGGAAUCUUCGCACUGCAGGAUUUAGAAUCUGGUUCAGAGAUUUUAAUGGAUUACGGACGCGACUUCUUUUCCAAAUAA